Rotaria sp. Silwood2 is the source of this 273-nucleotide messenger RNA. The record is from the annotation of a GenBank genome assembly. Lineage: Eukaryota; Metazoa; Rotifera; Eurotatoria; Philodinida; Philodinidae.
AUGUUAUUUUAUAAUCGUUUACAACUUAUUCGUUUCUUUCUUGUACUAAUUUGUUUUGAUCAAAUGACAACAUCUACAACAAAAACAUGUUGGCCAGAAUUAGUAGGUAAAAUAGCUGAUGAAGCUGUACAAGUAAUUAAAGAAGAAUCUGGUUUAUCAAAAGUUCAUGUUUGUGGGCCAGGAUCAAGAACUACACGUGAUAUUGAUGAUGAACGUGUUCGUGUUUAUGUUGAUGAAAAUGAUCGAGUAACCACUGAACCAAUUAUUGGAUAA